Cercospora beticola is the source of this 1388-nucleotide messenger RNA. RefSeq lists its product as uncharacterized. Gene Ontology annotation, molecular function: protein binding. Lineage: Eukaryota; Fungi; Ascomycota; Dothideomycetes; Mycosphaerellales; Mycosphaerellaceae. The record is from RefSeq and is a predicted model, not a curated record.
UGAUGGACAGGCGUAUCCCACUUCAUCUUGGCCAUGUUCGAGCUCAUUGGCCGCCAAAUGACGAAUCUAGCGAGUCUGCAUGCGAUCGUACGAGCCCCACUCCACGUGACGGACCUUGUUUCUUGGUCCCUCACUGAUGCACUCAUCGAUAACGCGAGUUGUAUAAAUUAACAACAAGUCGUCACUGCCACUACUUUGUUGCAAUAUUACAUAUCACAUGCGAAGAACACUGCAGAGAAUGGCUUCUGUUACAGCAACAUGGAAGAAGCUGGCCGCAGCAGAGCCACUUCAACGCUCGUCACACAACGUCAACGCUGUGGGAAACUCGAUCUACGUUUUUGGCGGAGAGCUCAAACCUAGGGAGCCGAGAGACAAUGAUCUUCACAAGCUUGAUCUCAAUGGCUCCUCAUCCGUCCAAUCAAUGAAAGCGCCUGAGACUGCACCAUUACCGCGUGUCGGCUCUGCUAGUGCUACAGUGGGCGAUACGAUAUACUUCUUCUCUGGUCGAGGAGGCCCGGAGAUGGCUCCUGUCAAUGAAGAAGGGGCGGUCUGGGCCUUGAGUACGAACUCUGGCCAAUGGACCUUGCUUCGUCCCGCUUCCUCAACUUAUCCAGAAGCAAGAAGCUACCACACUACAGCAUCAGACGGCAAAGAUAUCGUCUUUGUGCAUGCUGGCUGCCCGGAGAAAGGGCGCUUGUCAGACCUCUGGGCUUUCAGCAUAUCGAAGAAGGAAUGGAAACAACUUGCUUCGGCUCCCGAUCCACCCCGAGGUGGAACUUCGAUCGCCUGGGCCGAUGGAAAAUUAUAUCGCAUCAAUGGCUUUGAUGGUACGCAGGAAGUUGGUGGAGCCCUUGACGUGUAUGAUCCGGCCGCCGAUAGUUGGAGCACGAUCUCUUUCAAUGCGGAUGGGAAGCAGGGACCUGGCGCCAGAAGUGUUGCGGCUUUGCUGCCUGUUAAGAUUGGAGGAAGCACAAAUCUCGUGACAUUGUUUGGUGAAAGUGAUCCCAGCUCGCUCGGCCACCAAGGAGCUGGAAAGAUGCUGUCCGACAUCUGGGCAUAUUCUCUCGACACGGGCGCAUGGUCGGCGGUCAAUGCGAAGUCUAACGACGGUGCUCCUGAUGCUAGAGGAUGGUUUGAUGCUGAUGUUGUUACACUUGAUGGCAAGGAUAGUGUGGCAGUCGCAGGCGGUUUGGGCGAAAGCAACGAGCGGCUGAACGACCUGUGGGUGCUCAGCUUCUAAACCCUCGACAAUAUACGUACGCAGGCAAUAAAUACAGUACGAGUACAAGCUUCGGUAUGAGUGGUACCUGCACAAAGGCCUGUUCGGCAAGUGUCGGGGACAGCUUCACACUUGCACACCCCGCAUACAUCAUUUGUGCCCCACUACU